AUGAACGGCACCAAGCCUGGGCCUUCAGUGGCCGAUCUGGCUGCCAUGACCACAGAAGAGAGAAUGGCGGGCAUGGAGCACUCUGAAGUCCGCUACUUCACUAGCUAUGAUCAUCAUGGAAUCCACGAAGAAAUGCUGAAAGAUGAAGUCCGGACCAGGUCCUACCGAGACUCCAUCUACCAGAACAAGCAUCUCUUCAAAGACAAGGUCGUUCUCGAUGUUGGCUGCGGUACUGGCAUCCUCAGCAUGUUCGCCGCAAAGGCUGGCGCAAAACAUGUGAUUGGCGUCGACAUGUCGAGCAUCAUCAACAAAGCCAGAGAGAUUGUCGCAGCGAACGGAUUAACGAGCAAAGUUACCCUUCUCCAGGGCAAAAUGGAAGAGGUGGAAAUGCCAGUUCAGCACCUAAAUGAUGGCAAGGUUGAUAUCAUUAUUUCCGAGUGGAUGGGAUAUUUCCUUCUCUAUGAGAGCAUGCUUGACACGGUGCUUUACGCACGGGACAAGUAUCUGGUCCCAGGAGGGAAAAUAUUCCCUGACAAGGCUACCAUCUACAUGGCAGCCAUUGAGGAUGGAGAGUAUAAGGAAGACAAGAUCGGAUUCUGGGACAACGUCUAUGGAUUCGAUUACUCGCCCAUGAAGGAGAGUGCCCUGACAGAACCACUGGUUGAUACCGUGGAACUGAAGGCUCUGGUCACAGACCCCUGCCCAGUCUUCACCAUCGACCUCAACACCGUCCAGGUCUCCGACCUCGCAUUCUCCGAACCAUUCCAACUCCGAGUGCAGAGGAAUGACUUCAUCCAUGCUCUCAUUGCAUGGUUCGAUAUUGAUUUCCAAGCAUGCCAUAAGCCCAUUCGAUUCUCGACAGGCCCGCACACCAAAUACACCCACUGGAAGCAAACUGUCUUCUACCUGCGGGAAGUCUUGACUGUGGAGGAAGGUGAGCACGUGCGUGGGUUCCUCUCCAACAAGCCCAAUAACAAGAACCGACGAGAUCUCGACAUCAAGAUCGAUUAUGAGCUAGCGACCGAGGACAGAACACGGACAGCUGCUGGCUCAUGCGAGUACAGAAUGUGUUGA
Molecule: messenger RNA, 1074 nt
Organism: Exophiala aquamarina CBS 119918
Lineage: Eukaryota; Fungi; Ascomycota; Eurotiomycetes; Chaetothyriales; Herpotrichiellaceae
Product: protein arginine N-methyltransferase 1
Exons: 5
Coding region: 1-1074 (357 amino acids)
Biological process (GO): peptidyl-arginine methylation
Cellular component (GO): nucleus
Molecular function (GO): protein-arginine N-methyltransferase activity
Source: RefSeq, a predicted model, not a curated record